Messenger RNA from Owenia fusiformis, 632 nucleotides. NCBI's taxonomy places the organism in Eukaryota, Metazoa, Annelida, Polychaeta, Sabellida, Oweniidae. The record is from the annotation of a GenBank genome assembly.
AAAACUACCAACAUUUUCGAUUAUUCAUCAUGGCCCGCCGUUAUCACGUCACACAUUACUCGUAUUACCAGGUGCAGUGUCGACGAAUACAUACCAGGUGAAAUAUUAACUUUGUUCACAGUUUAUAGAAGGCGUGAAUACAGUCAUGUUCGAAUAUACAAUACAUUUCAGACAUAUGGUUUAUGAAUCUAGAGCUUUUUUUGUAUUUCCAGCUAAUUGGAGCCAGUUGUCCAGGUGGGAAGAACCAACAAACUCAAGUGUUGCUAUAGAAACAAGUACAAAUCCCUAUCAGCAAUCAAGGGACCAUCAGUGUGAAGUUUGCCUUAAAAUAUUUACUACAAAGUAUACCAUGAAAAGACACAUGAACACUCAUACAGGGAACAAACCAUAUGCAUGCAAUUUAUGCCCUAUGAGGUUUGCCCAUACUGGCUCUCUUAGUUUCCAUAAAAAAUCUCGAGGUCAUUUUUCUUGAUGAUAAAUGGAAUAAUAGGACAUUCCUCUUCUUUUGAUUGAGAUCAAACUUGUAAAAGUGUCUUCAGAUAUAACUUAUACAUCGCAAAGACUAUAGAAUGAUAUUUAUAUCAUAUGUAAAUUUAGGCGACCCGACUGGUAUAUGUUCAUUCAGAAACUCA